This is a messenger RNA of Harpia harpyja (harpy eagle), 5885 nucleotides long. It is a transcript of the gene PPFIBP2, whose product is annotated as PPFIA binding protein 2. The coding region runs from base 790 to 3417 and encodes 875 amino acids. The record is from RefSeq and is a predicted model, not a curated record. The transcript has 27 exons. Lineage: Eukaryota; Metazoa; Chordata; Aves; Accipitriformes; Accipitridae. Gene Ontology annotation, biological process: neuromuscular junction development. Gene Ontology annotation, cellular component: presynaptic active zone. Gene Ontology annotation, molecular function: protein binding.
AUGCUAUGAGACUUCAGCUUCAGCAGGAACAGACAAAAAUCUUAGAAGGGUAUCAUCAUCUUCUGUUAAGAUGGAAAAUUGCCUCUUUGGCAAUAGCAGUAUUUAUGGGAUAAUUAACUUAUCCACAGGAUCGUCCUUGUAUCCCUCCUCUUUUAUAAUGUCUUUUGAGAGGACAGGCAAGUAAUUCAAAGAGCAAAACUUAUUUUUAGGUUUAGUCUGAGCCUGAAAUAAACUGAGAAGGCUGAGUAGUGUUACGAUAAACAGGGAGUAAAAAAGAGACAGGAAAUAGGGGGUCUUUAGUAAUGAGUUCCAGCCACUCUUGAAACAGAAAGCCAGAGAAAGCAUUACUUGAAAAUAGUUUCUCAGUGACAGCUUAAUAAUUUUUAGCUUGUUAUUCAACAUUAAAAGGGAACAGUUUCUGCAGAUUUAUACUAUUCUUGAAAGAUCUUUUUUAAAGAUCAUUUAGCAACUUAUUUUUUUGAUGUUUUUAGAGUCGCAUUGUUCUUGUUGCUAACCGAUCUGCUGUUUAAAAAAACCAGAUGUUUGGGGGAGAGUCCGAAGUUUAUACAGUUGUGUGUUAUGUAUACAUCUGCGAGAAGCAUUUGGGAUAAGACUGUGGGACAGAGGCAGAAGAUUUAGCUUAAAAUGUGAAAACACUUUCAAGAUUUUAGAAGUUGAGGGUUUAAAGGGGAAGAAGUCACAGCUAUAUCCUGUAGAACAAAGUAGUGCGCUUGCUUCCAAAAGUUUCUUUUAACCCUGGGAAUGUGACUGCUGAGAUGGGCCCAAAGCAUGGAUGGUGAGAUUGAUAUUUACAAGCACUUCACGUGGCUAAAGAGGUCACAGGUGAAUCAUCAUUCAUCUAAUAAUGAAACUUAUCAAGAAAGAUUGGCACGAUUAGAAGGUGAUAAAGAGUCGCUCAUACUGCAGGUGAGUGUUCUUACAGACCAGGUAGAAGCUCAAGGAGAGAAAAUCCGGGACUUAGAAAUCUGUCUUGAGGGGCAUCAGUUGAAACUGAAUGCUACAGAAGAAAUGCUUCAACAGGAGUUGCUGAGUCGAACAUCACUAGAGACUCAGAAAUUAGAUCUAAUGGCUGAAGUUUCAGACCUGAAGAUUAAGCUGGUUGGUAUGGAAAAGGAACAGAGUGAAUAUGAAGAGAAACAGAACAAAGCUGAGGGUUUGCUACAGGAACUUAGACACCUCAAAAUUAAAGUAGAAGAACUGGAAAAUGAAAGAAAUCAAUACGAGUGGAAAUUAAAAGCAACUAAAGCUGAGAUAGCCCAGCUUCAAGAGCAAUUAGCUCUCAAGGACGCAGAAAUAGAACGCUUACAAUGUCAGCUAUCUAGGACCUCAUCACAUAGUGAAGUGGCAGAAAGAGAGGAAGUUUAUAGGAGAAGGCUAAAAGAAAAACAUCAAGAAGUUCAACGGUUGAAGAUAGGAAUGGAAUCAUUAUUGGCUGCAAAUGAAGAAAAGGACCGUCGAAUAGAGGAGUUAACACUAUUGCUAAGCCAGUACAGGAGGGUGAAAGAGAUAAUGAUUGCAGCUCACGGCUCUUCUGUCUCUGGUGGCAGUGAAGAGGAACUUGAGACAACUUUAAGGAAGUGGAAUCUUUUGAAUAAUCCUCAAGGAGAAUUAUUUAAAACAGAGGUCUCUUCAGGAGAAUUGUCACCAGCUGUGCUCUCUCCAGUGCCACACAAAGCUAUGGAAAUCAGUGGAAGCAUUCCAGUAUCUUCAACUAAUUUAACCUCUCCACAAGAAGAAUCUUUGGAAAUCAUAAACAGGGUUCCACAGAAAAAAAAGUCAAGUAGUUUAGAAGACUUGCAGAGUGAAUCCCUGGAAAAGUAUGUAGACGGAAAACCAGUACAGCCUGUUGUAGAACAAGAGAGUAAGCCACUUGCUAAAGGCAGCAAGUAUCAAACUUUGCCAGGAAAGCUGCCUCGACCCUUACAGAAUGGAGAGCAGGGAACAUACAAUUCACCAGAUGGCUGUGGCAUGAAUGACAAUGAGGACAACAGCAUCCGGGGCCUGAAUCGCAUCAGGAGUGUCAGUGCACCAGUGCUAGGAGAAACAGAGAAUGUGGAUGGUACAGUAGUCUCGGAUGACCUUUCACCUCUUUCUUCGGGAACGGAUUCAGGUCCACAGUCUCCGGAAAACAGAAAGAGUCCAAAAGGGAUCAAGAAAAUCUGGGGAAGAAUAAGAAGAACUCAGUCAGGUAACUUCCCUGCAGACGAUCUGGGUUUGGCAGAGUUUCGAAGAGGUGGUCUCCGUGCAACAGCUGGACCUCGGUUAUCCAGAUCAAAGGAAACCAAAGGCCAGAAAAGUGACUACAAUGCUCCGUUUGCUCAGUGGAGCACUGAAAGAGUUUGUAACUGGCUUGAGGACUUUGGUCUCGGUCAGUAUGUCAUUUUUGCACGGCAGUGGGUGACUUCAGGCCAUACGCUGUUAACUGCGACACCUCAGGACAUGGAAAAGGAAAUGGGAAUAAAGCACCCACUGCACAGGAAGAAAUUAGUUUUGGCCAUUAAAUCAAUAAAUGCAAAACAAGAUGAGAAGUCUGCACAACUCGAUCAUAUCUGGGUGACACGAUGGCUUGAUGAUAUUGGUUUACCUCAGUACAAAGACCAGUUUCAUGAAUCCAGAGUUGAUGGGAGAAUGUUGCAGUACUUAACUGUGAAUGACCUUCUCUUUCUGAAAGUCACCAGUCAGCUGCAUCAUCUGAGUAUUAAGUGUGCCAUACAUGUGCUGCACGUCAACAGUUUUAACCCCCACUGUCUACGCAGGAGACCAGUUGAGGAGAAUAACGUUUCACCUUCUGAAGUAGUUCAGUGGUCCAAUCACAGAGUGAUGGAAUGGCUCAGAUCAGUCGAUCUGGCAGAAUACGCACCAAACCUUCGAGGAAGCGGAGUGCAUGGUGGCCUGAUUAUUCUCGAACCUCGCUUCAAUGGUGACACGCUGGCAAUGCUGCUGAAUAUUCCACCUCAAAAGACCCUACUGCGACGCCACCUAACCACCAAUUUUAAUGUAUUAAUUGGACCAGAGGCACAACAAGAAAAAAGAGAAAUAACAGAGUCAACAGCAUACACACCUCUGACCACCACCGCCAAAGUUCGGCCAAAGAAACUUGGAUUUUCACAUUUUGGAAACUUAAGAAAAAAGAAAUUUGAUGAAUCAACAGACUACAUUUGUCCUAUGGAUACAAACCCAGCUGCUACAAAUGGUACUCAGAAAAACUACAGUGGAUACAAAGGACUUAGUCCAUUCACUGAUAGGGAACUGGAUCAGAUGGAACAUUCAGAAGGAACAGUAAUGCAAAUAGGGGCUCUUUCUCAAGGCAUAAGCCAUCUUACGACAAUGUUAAGCCAAGAUGAAAUGCUGAAUGACAGCAGAUUUUUAACACCUACCUUUGAAGACUGGAGAUGAUGUUUCAACAUAACCAAGAACACUAAUAAUACCUCAUGCCUGUCCAGAGGGGUGGCCAGGAGAAGCUUGAUGCUGUGGUACAGAAAAGCUUUACCUCUUUUCUGCCAAUGAGACUUACCACAUAGCAUUUAAUAUUGUCAAUGUAGCAACGCAUUACAGGUAACGCUGCUCUGCCCUAUUUUCCAUAUUAUGUAACAUGAAAUAGGUGUUGAGAGAGAAAUGGUAUUCAUAUCCAGAGUCUGGAAAGCCAAGACUAGCAACAUUUUACUCACGUUUUAUUCAGUCGUCUUUUACAUGGUAUGUUUACAUACUGUUAUAUAAAAGAUCUUUUGUAAUUUUUUAUUUUUAUAAUUAACUUGUAAUGCAGGAAUCAUUUAUACUCUUAUUGUACCGUGUGGACUAAUCAGAGCCACCUAGAAACUCAGAUGGAUGCUGGUGGGUGCAGCAGUAAUGGCUCAGUAACUACUACUGCAGCCUUGCCAGAGACUGUUUCCCAUAAAAGGAUUUUAAUCUCUCGCCCCUUUCAUUAGCAUGUCCUGCCCUCUUUUUAUCCAAGUGUGUGCAGUGUAGAAUGGGAAGAAUGGAACAUAAUACUAUCCAUCAAGCCCCUGCUUUUAUCAGGAGGAUGACAAGAUGGCACAUUCACAAAUCCUUACCCGACUCAAAAAGUUGCUGAACUACUACAAGAGGAAAUGUAACUUUGAGACUACCAGGAAAACUGAUGGACUCAAAAACUGGUGCUUCAUUUGAAGUGAUUUUUUUUUUUAUCAUGUGAUAUUUACAUGUGCACUAAGAUGUUUGCUAUCAAGGAGAAAUCACAACAUUUAACUAAUGUAAAAUGUAACUUCAAGAAUGGUGUUUGCUGUGCUCCGUAGGGUAAGGGCAACAAUUUCCGGCAUGAUCCGUUGUUUGGUUUUUAAUGACAGUUCUUUAACUAGAACUAUUGAACGGGCUCUUUCUGUACAUUGACAUUUUGUCUAAAAUGGCUAGUACUGACACACAUGUGCAAGCAUCAGCAUGCUCAUAAGCCUUCUGAAUAAUCAAAAUGGUUCAGACGAAGUUUUCUGAGCCCCAUACCUGGUUGGUCUGAAACAUAGUACUGGCUCUCAGGAAGACAGGGAUGGUAACAAGCCUAUUUUCUUUCCAUAGUUACACCUAAUUAAACAUAUGGCUGCAAACAGCUGUGGGAACUGGAGCUUACAGUAGAAACACUUUUGUAACAUUUGCAUGAGAACUGGUGAUGUUGUAAACAAUAUUGCUGUUCACUUUCAGUUCUCUUUUCAUUCCAGCUACAGACAGAUUUUCAUAGAAUACUUUAAUGCUUGUCUCCUGUUGCUAAAUACUGCUCUGCAAUGUAUAAAAAGUGACAAAGGAGCAUCAGGCAAGUAUCAUAAUAAAUAGAUCUGUUGCUAUUCUACUGAGCUAGGCAGGCCUGCAGCACUGUAACAGAGGCAAAUAUGGCCUCUCACUACUUACUUGAGGGGCUGUUCGAGGGUGAAAUUGUCUCCUUUACAGCAGCAAUAACUUGUGGCAUCUGUUGACAGGUGCCUCAUGAAUUAAUAAGGUAUUAACAAGAUGAUAGAUGAAACAUCAGAAAAGAAAAAUGCUCAAUUGUAAAGAAAAGACUUAGUAUGUAUAUGGAUGGUUUGCAUUACUCUCUCCUUGCUGGCUGCAGGGUGUUGGUUUACAUUAAUAUAGCCUGAGGGCAGGUCACUCCCAGCCACAACGCUCCCAAAUAAAGGGGAAAUCUUUGGUACUGUCCCGAGUAUGCAGCAAGGGCUCUUCAAGAGCUAUCAGUGGCACUUUUUAAAGGUGACCUAUUCUAGUCCUGACUCCAUGAGCCUCUCAUGACAGACCCUGCACUGUACGGUCAGAUCUUGGAAGCUAAACACGAUUUUAUUGUCCAAAACUGUAAAACUAAGACAAUUUUUUUUCAAUCACUGAACAAUGAAAUGAUAAUGGAAAAUCCAAAGGAAUGAGAAAUCAGUCUACACAUCAGCAAACUAAAAAUGCUUAAUAAAAGGUAAUAAAUGUACUAGUCAAGUACAUCUCCAAUCUGGCAAUGCAAUCAACACUAGUGACCAGAUUAUGUACUAUGGGCAUCUGAAAUACUUUGUCAGGUUAAUUAGCCAGCAGACUGAUUACAGUACCACAAAUAGGAUAAGCUGCUCCAACAGAAGCAGCUUUAAUAUCACUGUGAUAUUCCAAGCAGAUUUUCAGAUUUCUUUUGAUGAUGUAUUUGUAACUCAGUGUGUUGUUGUGCUAACUUGGCUGUGAAUAGUCAAUCUACAAAAUUAUUGAUUUUUUUAAUAUAUAUAUAUAGUAAGAAAUCCUAAUUAGCAUAACACUGGCAUAAAUGCUUAUUUCUUGACUGUUAUGAAUAAAUUCUGAAUGUUCCUCCAUCUCUUGCUGACUGUGGAAUGAUUCUAACGUAAUUACAUGUGGUUGAUCUCUCAUCAGGGACAGAA